Molecule: messenger RNA, 2383 nt
Organism: Acanthopagrus latus (yellowfin seabream)
Lineage: Eukaryota; Metazoa; Chordata; Actinopteri; Spariformes; Sparidae
Product: midasin
Exons: 7
Coding region: 166-2214 (682 amino acids)
Source: RefSeq, a predicted model, not a curated record
CAUCAUUUCAUGAGCUCAUGGAGGAAGCCACUCGCAGCGACAACAGAUGAGAGGUACUCUGUGCUCUCUUCCUUUCUGAACCGAGACAUCUUCUGUGGCAAUGCAUUCAAGUCUGCCUUGAUAUAGCUCUAACUUUACAAGCUGUUGUCUGUAUUGUUCGCAAAGAUGGAACAAACUUUGUCUGAUCUACUCACUGAUGCAUUUUCAGAAACAACUGUUCCGUCAUUCCCGGAUGGAGAUUUGGAUUUCGAGAAUUUGAAUUUUGAUGAAGACCUUGAGGAGGACAAAGUAGACCUCUCUCUUAAAGAUUUACCAACAAAGGAAGACGAGGCUCUGCACCAGGAAGCAAGUGCUCAAACUGCAGUUUUGCCUAGCAUGGAAACUAAAGACACAUACAUGUCUAAAAAUGUAGAUGACGAGCCGUCUGAUGAGGAGGACUUUCGAGGCGGUGAGUUCAAAAUACCAGAGGAAGAUUAUACAAGCUCAGAUGGAGAUUCUGAACAGGAAGGUUCUGCCUCUGGAGAGGAGGAGGAGGAGGAGGAGGAGGAGGAGGAGGAGGAGGAGGAGGAGGAGGAGGAGGACACGGGAACAGGAGAGAAACCAGGGGAAUUGUUGGAGUCGGUCCACUGCGCCGCCGAGUACUACAGUGGUAAUAAAGAGGACAGGAUCUUUGCAGAGGGACAACCUCUGGCCCCAGAGGGUGCCGAACACACUCAAGUUAGAAACGAGGAGCAAGGUGAGAGCGAGAGUGAUGAGGAGGAGUCCUAUUUUGAGCGUGUCCCCGAACGUGGCAGUGAGAUGAUGACAAAAGGUGACGGAAUUGAAGAGGACGAGCGAGAGAGGGAAGAAGAAAAGGAAGAGGACUCGUCCGACUCUGAGCGUGAGGGCAUGAAAAUCGAACGAGAAGAAAACGUUCUCGAGCAGGAGGUUGAAAGUCCUCAGCGGGACGCUCCGACGAAAGCCAGUCCGGAGUUUCCAGAAAUUUCAGAUCAAAACCUGCAGGAUCUCAUCGCUGAAGUUGACAGCGAGGAGUUUGCAGAGAAAAUGAAGGAUUUCUCUGGGGAGGAGCACCAAGAGGCCGGCGAGAGCUUUGCAGACUACCCCUCUGACUUUUCUUCUUGUGAGUAUGUGGAGGAUGGAGGGAAGAAUCAAGAUCACCCGUCGGUUCCAAAGCAGGAGGACACCGAUGACGAAGCGGGAGAGGAGUAUCUGUACAGCAUAGAUUUAGAGGUGGACGCUGACAGGUUCAGAGGGAAAACCGAGAUCGUCGAGCACACGUUGACAAGUGAGGACACAAGUGAGAGUGAUUCCUACAGCUCCAGUGAGGAGGAUGAGGUCCAAGGAAAGAAGAGCGACGAAGAACCCUUAGAGAAUGUGUGUCCACGAGGUCUGGGAAACAACAACCCACUGGAGGAGGAUGAGAUCAGUGAUGUGUUCGCCAGGUGGAGCACAGCUGAGGACAGCGCAGCCUUUGAUAUAAACUGGAAUCUCGACAUGUCAACAACUGAUACCCUUCUCUCUGAAGAGCCGCUAACCACAGAGGAUCCAGACAAAGCGGAAACACUGCUUUCACAUGUUACUCCGCGUCCUGGAGAAGACGAAAAAAACACCUACGCAGCGGUACAGAGAGGGGACACAAUAGCCACAAGCCCCUCCAACCAGGGAUCCCUGGAUGAUGGCUUCUUCUUCAACACCGAACUGGAAGCCUUUGGGGCCUCCGAGCUGGGACAGCUGGGAGACGACGAGUACGAAGACGAAAGGAACUGGGAGCAAGAGCAGGAGAGGAUCAAGGCUUUCUACGAGUUCUAUGACGACAGCGAUGGGGAGAACGGAAGAGAGGGAAGGCAGACCAGAGUUCAGUUUUGUGCAGAUCCACUGUCUCAAGUCAUUCGCUAUGAAACUGACAGCAGCGACAGAGAUUCACUGAGCAGCUCCACAGACGGGGAGGAGGAUCCGAGCUCUGCAGAAACAUCUGAGGAGUUGAGGGAGCCUGAUGCCACCACACAAAUGAAUCCUGUUUGUGAUCCUCCAGAUCUUCAGCUACCAGAGAAUGUGCCAGAUCUCAGUGACACACACAAAAUUACCAGGAAUCACAAAUGUCUCGACAUGCUGAAGCUGACACUGAAGAUGUGUGUGGUGGUGGUGACGGGACUGCUGAUGUUCUGGUUGGCCACAGACCAAGCAGGCUGGCUCAGCCAAGCCUCAUUCUUUUAGGGCAAAACCUUACUUCAGUCCUUAAAACUGUGUUCACUUGCUUAAAAGACAAAUUCAAAAUGACAGUAUUGUAGUGUAAAAAAGCAGUGUAAAGUGCUGGACAUUCAACUGUGUGUAUUGUUAACUGUAAUAUGCAAUUUUGUGCUUAAUAAAUAUAUAUCUUUGUUUA